Topomyia yanbarensis is the source of this 575-nucleotide messenger RNA. Its product is annotated as vitelline membrane protein 15a-2-like. The record is from RefSeq and is a predicted model, not a curated record. The coding region runs from base 1 to 405 and encodes 134 amino acids. Lineage: Eukaryota; Metazoa; Arthropoda; Insecta; Diptera; Culicidae. The transcript has a single exon.
AUGAGCAAGUUCGUCGUGUUGACAGUUUUGGCCGUCUCCGCCGUUUUCUUCGCCGGUGCCCUGGCCGAUUACGCUCCACCAAAGUACGAGGCACCGAAGUACCACGCACCAGCUGCAGCUCCUUCCUACCACGCACCGGCUCCAGCCUACCACGCACCGGCUCCUGCCUACCACGCACCGGCUCCGGCACCGUCCUAUCACGCACCGGCACCAGCUUACCACUCCGCUCCGGUCAAGUGCGGUGCUAAUCUGAUGGUCGGAUGUGCUCCCACCAUUGCCCACGUACCGUGCGUUCCCUCGCAUGGUGGCGGUGGAUAUGGCGGUCACAGCAGCCACGGCAGCUCCGGCGGUCACGGUGGGUACCGCAGUGGUGCAGAGGCCGAAUCCUUCGAUCAGAUGGAAUAGACGCGGAAUGAUCUGACACCGUCGUUGUUGGCGGACGGUUCAUGAUUACGAAAUACUCGCCGGCGGCCUGGAGGUGGAACAAGAGACUGAACACGAGAUGGUACAGCGUUUCGAUUUAGGUGCACAGAUAAUUCAUUUUGCUAAAUUGAAUAAAUUAUUAUUUAAAACUA